UGUGUGUGUGUGUGUGUGUGUGUGUGUGUGUGAGAGAGAGAGAGACGUCAACCUCUUAGAGCACAGAGACAAGCGCUCUUCAAAUGUGCCUUCACAUAUUUGUUUGAGGAUUUAGGAGAUGAGGAGGUGAACGAUUUGCAUAAUUGUUAACUAUGGAAAGAUCAGCUCAACGGGAGCAUUAGUGCCAGGCAGACACACGGCAAACUUCUGAAAUGCGCAAACAUCUCCGCCCAGCUUGCGUAUGUUGCGUAUGCCUUCACACAUUGUUGAAAAUUAAAUCAUAUGCUGGAUGCUUUAAUGUUUCCAUGUAAUUUUUAGUUAACGAUCGGUUCAUAACCACGUUGGCCAUGUAAUUGCGGACAAAAGGGGACAUUUCAUAGUGGUUGGUGGAAACCGGGAUUUUUUAUCGUCCCCUCAGGCUUUGUUCGGGACUCGGGUCACGUCACGCAACUCAAAAUCGGGACUGUACCGGUAGAGUGUAUGUCUGGACACCCUAAACGAAUGUGACCUAAGUCCACACAAGUGAAAAAGAAAGUGAAUUCCCCAUCAUAAUGUCAACACGCGAAAGUGUGGGUGGCUACUUCUCUCCGCCAGCGUUCAUUGAUCAGAAACUAACGUGGGAGGUCUUUUCUAAAUCUGUUUUCCUUCCAAAAGAGGGAGGCAAACAUCACGGGACUCUGGACCCUGUAGUCGAAGUAUAUUGCCUCAGUUGUUAACAGAUCCUUUCAGUUUUACUAUUAGUCUUCUGGAUAUUCUGGUACCAAUGGCAACUCUUUUCCUUGUGGUGUUGUAUUUCCUAUCAUUUCAAGGUCUCCGCAGCGCGUUCGGGGACCAGCACAGAAAGCUGACCGCAACGCAGGGAGAAAUGCUCGUUGUAAAGUGUGAUGUUGGGGGCACCAACAUCACCUGGACCCAUCACCACCCCUCAGAGAGCCAGCGGCCCCUGUUGCAGAGUCGUGAAGACCCGGACGAGGACGCCCUGGGGGACCCCAGCGGGCACUUGGUGGUGCUGAGUGCGUCCGUGGAGAGGCAGGGCAACUACUCCUGCUCCCCGUGGAAUUCCAACGCCACCUGUUGGUACACUUUGACUGUGAGCCCGACCAGACAGGAGGAGGUCCCUGUUAAAGACUGCGAAAAAGGGUUAUCCUGCAAACUGAAAAAUUUCUGCCCGAGGGAUUUGUUUAUCCCAUCACUUAAACUCCUCAAAAAAACAGUGUGGCAAAAGGACAACGAGGGGGACUCCUCUAACGGCUAUUUCGAAAAAGUGGCGGAGAAAGAUGAGGGCGUCUACACCUGCCGCCGGUCAUAUCAGUAUCGCGGACGAUUGUAUAACCUUACCAGCACCGUGAUGCUCAAGGUCAAAAAGCCAGCGGAUUCAAUCCCCCGCAUCUGGUCCCCCAAACCAGGGAUGGUGUACCCGGUACAGUUAGGUUCCCAGCUGGUGGUGCCCUGUGAGGUGGAGGUUUACAACGAGUUUGAUAGUUCGUACUGGUUAGACGGGAAAUCUUUUGUGAAGAACGACCAGAAUCAGUCAGUUUACUCUAACCAGACAGUAAAGAAGGGCGAGAAGGGAGAACGAAAGAUCACUACGUCUCUGUUCUUCCAGAAGGUUACAGCGGACCAACUUUCAAGGACUUACACCUGUAAGCUGGAGUCUACGCGAAAGCACUCCAACGUCUCCAUCACUCUGGCUCUGAAAGAUGUGCCGGUCUCCAGUCUCAGGGUGGCCCUCCUGGCUGUGCUCUUCGCCAUGCUAGCAGUGGUCUCCUCCGGCCUGGUCUUCUACUGGUGUCGAGUCCCCUUCACCCUCUUACUGAGGGACAAGCUCGACUGCCAUAGCAACGCCUCAGAUGGGAAGCUCUACGACGCGUACCUGAUGACCUAUCCGAGCCAAACGGAGACUGCCCUCAGCGAGGAGGACCGGAGGUGGAUGGAGAACGUUCUGGAAGAACAGCUGGGGUACCGCCUGUGUCUCCAGGAUCGGGAUGUGUCUCCAGGGGAAGCCGUGGCGGAUGCAGUGAUGCGGUGCAUCCUGCAGAGCCGUCGGGUGGUGCUACUGCCCAGCGCUGAGGACCAGCCCGCCCUGUGCUACGGCCUGCCCAGCGCCAUCCACUCUGCCCUGGUGGACAAGAAGAGCCGCCUGCUGCUCAUCCGGACCAAGACCCCCCGGAAGGUCUCGGUGGAGCAGCCAGAGGAGGGGGGCUCCAGAGCCUUACCCGAGUCCCUGAGACUGUUGACUAAGGCUGGGAGCUCCGUCACCUGGGGGGGACCCUGCUCUCGGCCUCUGUCCUCGUCCUUCUGGAAGAACCUACGAUACCACCUGCCCGCCCCGCGCAAGCUGAAGGCCAUGCAUAGCGCUCUUGACUCAGUGUGCUAACCCUGGUUAGCAUGGUUUGCAGACUCAGUGUUCUAACGCCAGUAAGCAUCUGGCUAACCCUGUUGAGUAUAGAACUGUAGCCUCAGUCUGCCACCCCUGGUUAGCAUAGUAUGCAGACUCAUGCCGUGUUCCAAUACCCGUACUAUCCGUACUUACUAGCCAAAUUUUUAGUACGUAGUACGUUCCAAUUCAGAUCCGGCGUGACCAUAGUUAAUCGCGUUUGUAAUCUACACUCCAUCAUGAACUCA
Molecule: messenger RNA, 2625 nt
Organism: Gadus morhua (Atlantic cod)
Lineage: Eukaryota; Metazoa; Chordata; Actinopteri; Gadiformes; Gadidae
Product: X-linked interleukin-1 receptor accessory protein-like 2
Exons: 10
Coding region: 764-2377 (537 amino acids)
Biological process (GO): signal transduction
Source: RefSeq, a predicted model, not a curated record